Molecule: messenger RNA, 711 nt
Organism: Malassezia japonica
Lineage: Eukaryota; Fungi; Basidiomycota; Malasseziomycetes; Malasseziales; Malasseziaceae
Exons: 3
Coding region: 1-711 (236 amino acids)
Cellular component (GO): membrane; endomembrane system
Source: RefSeq, a predicted model, not a curated record
AUGGCUAGCACAGAGAAACGCGACACGGACCCGUCGACGGGGCGCAAGGUGCCGUCGAAGCGAGUGAACCAGGCCUACUUGGUGCACCAGCGCUGGCUCGAGAAGCAGGAGCGUAUCAAGGAGCGCGCCAAGGCCCGGGCAGAGGGGCGCACGCUCGAGCCGUCGGACCUCGACGAGGACGACGACAAUGCGGCGCUCGGCAACUUUGUGUGCACCAUGUUCAUGACGGCGAUCAUUGUGGGUGUGAUCGCGGCGCUCAGUGGCCUGUUCCUGCACAACGAUAUGCUGUGGGGCUACCGCGGAAAGUGGACCAACUGGCACAACUACAUUCCUACCGAACAGCACGUCUUUACCAUGGAACGUCUCGCCGAGUUUAACGGCGAGCACCCGAACCGCCCGAUCUUGCUCUCGAUCAAGGGACAGGUGUUUGACGUGAGUGCGGGGGAGGCCAACUACGGCAAGGGCGGCGCAUACAACAUGUUUGCCGGACGCGACGCGUCGCGUGCGUACGUCACGGGCUGCUUCAAGACACACCUUACGCACGACACGCGCGGAUUUAGCGAGGCACAGCAGGCGAUGCUCGAUUCGUGGCACAAGUUCUACGCGAACCACCACACUUACUACAAGGUCGGCACCGCAAAGCUCCCGCCGAUCCAUCCCGCGUCACCGAUUCCCCCGCCAUGCCGCGACAAUGUGGCCCAAAAGCCCUGA